Dendrobium catenatum is the source of this 588-nucleotide messenger RNA. RefSeq lists its product as uncharacterized. Bases 1 to 588 code for a protein of 195 amino acids. The transcript has a single exon. Lineage: Eukaryota; Viridiplantae; Streptophyta; Magnoliopsida; Asparagales; Orchidaceae. The record is from RefSeq and is a predicted model, not a curated record. Gene Ontology annotation, molecular function: catalytic activity.
AUGGAUUCCAUAGCUUUUUGGAAUUGUGGAGGGGCAAAGAAGAAGGAAGCAUCUCUAUAUAUGAAGGAGUUCAUAAAUGAUUACAAGGUAUUCUUUGUUGGUUUAGUAGAAACUAAAAUCAGCUCUUUUGAUAGAAUUGAUUUUGAGAGGAUCAAGGGUCCUAAUUGGGAUUUCUUUAUUCUACCUUCUGAGGAAUUAUCUGGCGGCAUUAUGAUUCUUUGGAGAAUUGAUAUAGCUUCCUUUUCAGUUUUAAAGACUUUAGAUUAUUGCAUGAUAGGAGAUCUUAAUGUCUUUAACAAGGGAAGUUGGAUGAUUGCUACUGUCUAUGGGAGCAAAGAGGUUCACAAGAGAAGAUUGUUAUGGGAUUGCAUUCAUGAGAAAUCACAGAGGAAUAUUCCAGCAGUUAUUGGUGGGGAUUUCAACUGCAUUUUGUCCCAAGAGGAAAAAAGAGGAGGGAGGAAGUUUACCUUUUCUCAAGGUUCCUUAGAAAUGUUCAAAUUCAUGAAUGAUAAUGAUUAUCAUGAUGUUGGAGUGGUGGUCCAAGAUAUACUUGGUUCAAUAAUAAAGUGGGAAGUGGAAGAAUUCUAA